This is a messenger RNA of Podarcis lilfordi (Lilford's wall lizard), 38310 nucleotides long. Lineage: Eukaryota; Metazoa; Chordata; Lepidosauria; Squamata; Lacertidae. The record is from the annotation of a GenBank genome assembly.
CUAGAGUUCUGUGAGGAUUACCAAAGGAGGGGGUCAUGCUGUGCCUUGGCCAAACGCCUGGUGGAACAGUUCUGUCUUGCAGGCCCUGUGGAAAGAUGUCAAGUCCCGCAGGGCCCUAGUCUCUUGUGACAGAGCGUUCCACCAGAUCGGAGCCACUGAUGGGAGUUGGAUCGGAUUUACCACUGAAUCAGAACAAACAAGAAUGGUGGGGUAACCUAAAAACCUCUUGGACCCAUGCUUUCUAGGCACAGCACAAGAGGAAGUGUGGGCGAGCCCUAAAAUGACUAAAAAUACAUUAGUCGAGAAGGAUAGGUUUAUUAACAACCAUUAGCCAUAAAAAGCCACCAUUAGUAAUGCUAGCUAAAGGAAAAUCUAGUGUUCUGAAGCUAUAUAGCAGGGAUGAAGAACCUGCAGCAGCCAGCCACUUUUUGGGACUACAGCUCCCAUAAUCCCUGACCAUUGACCAUGCUGGUUGGGCCUGAUGGGAGUUGGAAUCCAACAGCGUCUGGACAGGCCACAGGUUCCGAUUAAAGCUUUGAGUGGACCAGAUGUUGGAAAUGAGGACUAUAGGAAAGUUAUCACUGUCAUAUCCUUCUGGUGUGUUUCUCAGGGUGAUUGAAUAUAUUUAUGUAAAAUGUUAGUUAUGUUUUUACAUAGGCUUUUUUCUUUAAAGUGAUGAAUCCAGCUGAGUUCAACGAAACUCCUUCCUAAACAGGCAAAAAUAAGGACUGAGGGAACCCAGUACCAGCAAUGAGCCCCAGUUCUUUUAUUGAUUUUGUAAAAUUCAAAAUAAAAAAUAAAAAUCUUUGCACAGAUUUACAAACUUGGUUGCAUGUGAACAUAGAGAAAUAAAGUAAAACAGUUGCAACAAUUAUCAUUUUUUACUUGUGGACUGACAUGAGAGAGAACGAAUGCCAGAGCAUCAUAUUAUGAUGUACAACAAAUAAUAAUAAUAAUAAUAAUAAUACGCAACCUAUCUGGUUGGGUUGCCCCAGCCACUCUGGGCGUCUCCCAACACGAAUAAAAACAUAAUAAAACGUCAGACAUUAAAAAUUUCCGGAUACAGAUCAGAUUUGGAUUGGUGAGCACGGGCAAAUAAUAAUUAUCCAUCUUUUGAGUCCCUUUUAUGCUUAUUCCUCUCACGGGUUGAGGGGGCUCCUCCCGCCACACAGAAAAAAAAGAAGGAGCCGGUGUUCCCUCUUGGCGGACUCCGAUCCUUCCUCUCCUUGUUCAGCCAAGCCGGAAGUGGGCGUUCUACCCGCCACGACUCGUUCUCCGGAAGUGGACGUGUGAGCUUCCGUUCCCGUCCUCCUUUCGCUCUCGCUCUCCCGCUCGCUCUCUCUCCCUUUUCUCUCCCUUCCCGGCUCGCCGGCCGUUGAUCGCCUGCAACAAGGAAGCCAAGAUGGCGGCGGCGGGAGGAGGCGAGUGCGACGUGAUCAUGACGCCCGCGGCGGCGAACCUGGUGGCGCCUUCUCACCCUGAGGGGCCGGCGAUGUUGAGCGACGAGGACGAGGACGCGGGGACGCGCAGGUAAGAGCCUCCGCCCGAGGGCCCCCUCCAGGCACACUCCCCACACGGGGGGGGGGAGACCCAUGGAGGGGGGAGGGGCGGCCUCGGUGUGCGGGUGGGGGAGGGGAGAAGGCGGCGAGGGGCGGGGCUUGCACUGCAGGUGAGGGAGGGGGAAGUAAGCGGGGGUUGGGGGGGCGCGCGCGAGAGAGGUGCAUUGUCGUCAGCUGUGCCCCCAAAGGACCGUAGGAUAAAGCCAAUUAAUUGUGUGUAUUCCCUGUAGGUGUCGCUGGCCUACAACUCACAUCAUCCCUAGAUGGCCAGGGGGGUGAUGGGAGCUGUAGUCCAUCAACCUCCUGGGGGGUGGGAAAGGUUGAGAGAGGCUGGUCUGUGUAGACCCGUGUGCUGCUUCUGAAAUGCCAGGUGCUGGGAGGGUGAGUCAUGGGAGGGGGGCUACCCCUCAAGAGUCUGCCUUGCAAGGAGAAGGUCCCCAGUUCAGUCCCCGCUGGCAACUCCAGGUUGGGCUGGGGAGAGGCUUCCUAGGCUGAAACCCCGGAGAAAUGCUGCCAGCCAGUGUAGGCAGUACUGAGCAAGAUGAGCCAGCGGUUCUGACUUGGUAUAAGGCAGCUUACUAUGUUCCUGGAAGGUUCCUCCUUUAAUUCUCCACUUAUUAGGCUUCAUAGAAGCCUCUUAACUGCACACCGUUAGGAAUAGCAUAUUGUGCAAGAGGGGUCCUUGGUCCCAUACAGUACAGUGGUACCUCGGGUUACAUACACUUCAGGUUACAGACUCCGCUAACCCAGAAAUAGUACCUCAGGUUAAGAACUUUGCUUCAGGAUGAGAACAGAAAUCGUGCUCUGGCGGUGCGGCAGCAGCAAGGAGGCCCCAUUAGCUAAUGUGGUGCUUCAGGUUCAGAACAGUUUCAGGUUAAGAACAGACCUCCAGAACGAAUUAAGUCCUUAACCCGAGGUACCACUGUGUUUGAGGUUUUAAAAUGUCUAUGUGUGAGGGUUUAACAGUAGGAUUUAGUCCCCAAAAGAGCCCAAGGCUCAGCCCAGGAGUCUUCAUCCUCUUUUGAGCCUGAUGUGUGUGCUUAAGGCAGAGUUCAAUGGGCCUUGUUCCCUAAUGCUGCAGUUCUAAGUGUAUUUAGGAUUACGUUAUUAUUUAUCAAAGUCCUUGAAGUGCUUCACAAGCCAGGGAUCCUUGGCAUAUGACCCAGUAUUGCCGUAGUGUAACUGUAUUUGUUUGGUUCAUUUUUAUUUGUUAACUUUAUUUCCCACCUUUCCACAAAAUAGUGCUCAAGGCAGCUAAUGGUGCUCAUAGUGUGUAAAAUUUUUAGAAGGUUGGGGUUAGGGAUUGUGGUGGCGUACACAUCAUAUGCUUAAAACACAUACACACCGCUGCAGCUGUAAAGAAUCCAGGGGACUGAAGGGUGGUGGGAAUUGUAGUUCUGUUAGGGGUAAACUACAGUUCCCAGGAUUCUUUGGGAGAAGUCGUGUGCUUUUGACAGUGUGAUGAGUGCUGCACAGGGUGCCCUCUUGGGUUGGGGAUGGAUCAAAGCUGUUCUUCCAGUGGGAAGUUGCCAUACAACUUCUAUAAAUGGGGAUGAAUACCAUGUUGGUGAUUCUGGUUGGUUUGUAUUAGUUCACUUAUUGCAGAGAACUAAUUGGGGUUCCAGUAUGAAAUAUUUGGUGGGACACUGCAUUUCCCCAUCUUGUUGAUAAAAGUUGUGAGUCUGGUGUUAGGUGAAAGCAAUCAAUUGUUUUACAAAAGUGACUAGAAGUCUGCUUCAAUAGAAAUGAGGGUUUAACCUUCCACUCAUUCCUCACUUAUAAGCCUGGUUGGCUUACAGCCAGGUCUGUUCUUUGGGGAGAAAAAUAAAUAUUUUAAACUUAGCUUGUGGCUAAGUCAGUGACUAGUCCAGAGGUGUAUGGUGAAAACUGAUUGCCCUUGACUCGUGGUUUGCAAAGAGUUUCAGAUAACAAUUCAGGAACUUGUGAUUUGUUCUCUGUGAGGGAAUGGCUAGAUCUCAAACUUUGCAUCAAGUCCAGGAAACUUUUGGCCCUCCAGAUGUUGCCGAGUUACAACUCUCGCCAUACCUGGCCUUUGGCUGUGUUUGUAGGGGUGAUGGGAGUUGUCAUUCAGCAACAUCUGGACGGCCAAAAGUUCCCAUGUUCAAUCCCUGGUAUCUCCCAAGUAAGCCUGAUGGGGGUAGCGUGUAUCUGAAAUGCUGGACAGCAACUGCCUUUCAGGGUAAAGUAGAUAAGAAUGAGCUACAUAGACUAGUCAUCUGAUUAAGUAUAGUAGCAACUUCCAGGGUAACUACUGGAGUGGUGACCUUGUCUGACCGAAUGAGCAGGGUGAUGUGACAGAAGGGGGGAAAAUCCUUUUCUGGCUGCCUAACUUAACUGAAUGAGAUUUUUGUGGGGAAAGGAAAUGGCACGUGUUUCUUUGGACUUUUUUCCUGCCCUACGGUCUUGGGGUGUGUCACAGUUAUUACAGUAAUGAGAGAUAGGGAACGGUUAAUUUAGCUGUCCUGCUCCCGGUUUGACUCACAGCACUUGUGAUUAACCAUUUUGCAAAAGGUAAACAAUGUGGUUUUUCCUUAAGGGAGUCUGGUAAAAUGGGUUAGACUCGAGUGAGAAAGAGUGAUGUGCCCUUGGUGAGCUCAUGGCUUAGGUGGGGUUUGAAUGUUAGCUUCCCAUGGGCAAAGCCCAGGCUGAUUCUCCAAAAGUAGCAGCAGCUACUAAACCACCCCCACCCUAGUCACAAGGAGUACCGUAUGGUCUCUUGUUGCCCACACACAGAUCCAGAGGAUAUGUCUGGAAGCAAUGGGCUGUCUUCAAAGAAGUUGUCCUCUCCCUGCACACGCACACACACACACACACACCCGCUUCAGAGAUUUGCAGGGCAUAGGGAUAGAAGAGGGUGAAGAAGUCCCAUCCGUUGUGCAGGUGGAAGUUAUUGUGCGAACAGAACAACUUUGUUAGAUGCCAGCCAAUGGCUCUGCCCUUAAACUUUCUAACAGUUCACUUUGGCAUACCAGGGCAUGAGGUCACUGUUUUGAGAAAAGAAAGGAGACAAAAACUUUCUUCCUUCCCCCCUUUAAACUACACCUGGUACUGUUGUUGUGUGAAUUUUUAAAUGGUAUAGUAGGGGGUGCUCUGUGGUUGCUUGGAAGCUUAUUAGGGGUUUCUUUAAUGAGAACAGUAUUAACUGCAGAAAACACCGAACUGUUUCCCUGUCAUUACUCGUCUCUUCCUUUAUGUGCAGAUGCAAGACAGUAUUUAACAAUACUCCUUUUUAAACAAAGCAAAACUCACCAAGUAGGCCUUGCCAGUGCCCUACAUGUGCUAACUGCUUCCCCAAAUACAUUCCCCAAUCCUGUUUCUCAGCAGGUAACUCAAAAUAGAAAGGGUUCUCUGAAACUUGAAAGCCACAGCAGUACAACAUAGCUUGGGUGAUCCUGGUUACGGCCGCAAAAGGUGACAUUAUGAAUGGCUGAGAGUCACAUUAGGUUAUUAGUACCUCUGGAAUUCCCUGCAAAUGCUCAUUGGAAAAGCCAAUAUUGUAAGCAAGUCCAAAAAGACAAGGUGGUAGGGCUUCUUUUCCACAAUUUGGUAGGAUGUUCAAUGUAUCUAGCCUAACACCCGUUCCUAAUAGUUGUGAUUUAAACAGACUGGGAUUGGGAGCAGAGGUCUCUUCUUCAUCAUCCUGAGGCAUCUAGCUAUAAACCCUGUCCGUGAUCCAUCUGAGCUCUUCUUAUUUUGAUAAACACAUUGGUUCCUGCUGUGAUCCAGGCCUUUGCUCUCUUUGUGUUGAGUCAUAGAAUUGUAGAGUUGGAAGGGACCCCGAGGCCAAGGAUCAUCUAGCCCAGCCCCCUUCAAUGCAGGAAUCUCAACUAAAGCAUCCAUGACAGAUGGCCAUCCAUCUUCUGCUAAAAACUUCCAAGGAAGGAGAGUCCUACUCCUCAUGGGAGUCUAUUCCACUAUCGAACGUCUCUUAGUUUCAGAAGUCUUUUGGUGUUAUACUUUGAGAACUAUGGGAGAAGAACAGAACCACUUUUAAUCUAGGCAGCACUGUGGGAUGCUGAAAUGUUUGUGGAAGAGUGCAGAAGAGGGAGAGAAGUAUCUUGGGGAAGCUGACUUACAGAGCAUGUUAUUGGCAUGGCAUCUUGGCAGAGAUGGCCCAAGCAAUAAAUAGUCAGUGUCAAAGUUAUAAAAAUACACGGGAGUCAAAGAGAUGACAAAUAUUGUCCAUUGACCUUACUUCCAAGUCACCCUGCAGAUGAAGUUCAUCUGUUCACUGCAGGACAUGGAACGCAAACAGCUUAGAAGUUACCCACUCAUUGUAUUUUGCCCUUGGGUGGUGGUUCCAAGAAGGUCCUUGGAGUGUAUAUCAGAACUGUAUCGAGAAUGAGACUUUUCUCUUGAGUAGUCUUUAGUCUGCAGCACGCCUUGGAGACUGGGGCAACUCCCCAAGAGACAGCACGCAAGUUGACAAGGAAGCUAGAAAUGUGUUCAUCACCAUUCAUGUGGAAAUUUCCAGGUGUAACUUGGGACUCUGGAAAAACCUGGAUGAUUAUUUUUGUUUGCUUGUUUGUUUACAGUUCCUGGCUUCUAAAAUAGAUAGAUACAUAUUUUUGGACAUUCCCAAUGUAAUUCUAAAACUCGCCAUGGAAUUUGCUUUACCUGCAUUCAGAGGUAAAAUUACUCUUGCCUUAGUAUUGCUGCAGUGGGAUAAUUCCACCAGAGUAACUGCAGGUGUUGAAAAGCAUUAUUUAUUUUUAAGCGUUUUAAAUUCUCACAGAGUGGCCUGCACGUUAUUUGUGAUAUCCACCAACUAAUCUACUGGGUUCUCAGAGACUUUUAACAGGAAAUACAUUGUAUGUUUGACCAGAUUCCUUUAGGAAAGUGAGUUGUGUUUUUUGUUCAAAUCGAAAUGUGAGUUCUAAAGGGCCAGAUGAUAGAUAACACGGCUAACCUUGUGGCCCAGAGGUAGAUCUCCUGCAACAUUAAACUAUCCCCUACUUACUUUCCCUUUUAAGUCAGAAAUUAACAAAUGUAAUCCAGAGCACAGGAACAAAUGAGUUAUGUCGCAGAAACACAGUUGGACUCUGCUCAUGAAGCCUGUUCCUAUGCCUUAUGACUUUCUCAGGGUCUUUUCACAUGUUACAAGGAAAGGCAUGCCUAUUCUCUACAUGGUGCCAUAGCAACUCCAUAGAAGGUGUGAAGGGAAAGUGUAUGUCUGAAAGCACAGGGUGAGAGCACUGCCAUGGAUCCAUGAUUACUUGAGGAAUACCAUGGAGGCGUCCCUCUGCUGUGUCUGUUAUGAGGCCAUGGCGUCUGGUAUUCUGCAGCUCUUAACGAGAAGAGGAAUAGCUAGCAAGAUUUGUUGUGGGUGUAGCUUUGUACAGUGGUGCCUCGGUUCUUGAACAAAAUCCAUUCUGGAAGCUCGUUCGGCUUCUGAAAUGUUCGAAAACCGAGGCACGGCUUCCCAUUGGUUGCAAGAGCUUCUUGCAUUCAGCAGAAGCUGUGUCUCACAUUCAGGUUCCAAAAAAACAUUUGAAAACAGAAGAAUUUACUUCUGGGUUUUUGGCGUUUGAGAACUGAAAUGUACAACAACGGAGGCAUUUAAAUGGUAAAGCAGCAUAACUAUGAAGACUUAAUGCCUAUUUUCUUAAAUAGAGUAACCCAGCAUGUUACGUACCAGGGAUUGUGCCCAUAGCCAAAAUUGCUUCAUUCAAAACCCAUUGUGUUCAAAGGCGAGUGGGGUUGCCAGAGUCAUUUUUCCUGCAACCCCAUCCCCUUUCUGCCCCCUUCAUUUUUAUUUUUUGAUUUGCCAUGUAUGAGCUUUAAGGCUUUCUUGAUUGAAGAAAGUGCCCUAUCCAAGAAUUCUCUCUGGCCAGACCUAUUUAGAGCACGAGGACUCAGCAGCUCCUUGAGUCACUUAUAGUUCCUGGAUAUUUGGCAGCUUACUAGUUUCCAGGAAAACGAAACCAAAGGCUGCUGAAUUCCUAGGGAGGCAGUGCAGUGGUGUUCUGCAGGCAAAGUGAUCUGUGGCACGACCUUAACAGGAAAGAGAAUCUCAGUGAUGCGGUUUUGAGGUUGCAGUUUGUCAGCAGCAGCUUUCCCAGUUCCUUUCCUGCCUUGCCCAUGUGUAUAUGAAAGAAAUCUGCAGAAUGAAGCGCAAGCCAUGUGGCUCAGUGCCUGCUUUUUGAACACCUUGCUGGAGCAGGCAGACUACUGUUUUCCAUGUUAAACACUAGAGGGCACCAGCGCACAGAUGGAUAGCUUUUCUCAUGCCACAAUAACCUGCAUUGUGUGUUGUUUGGCCUGCCAUCAUACAAGUCAGAUCUGGAGCAGGCACAAAAAUCAUCUCUGGGCAGGCCCUACCUUCGAUCCCAGCCUCCCAUAUUUAAUUUCCUCAUUUUGCAAUGAUUCAAUUUCCCUGCACCUUAGGUUGUAUCUCCCUGUUCACGGAGUGCUGCAGGAAGAGAGAAACAGCCACUGCAUGCCCGUGGUGCUUGCUAGAUGCAAAAGGAUAAUUUUGUGAGGCACAGCCUGAAAGAAGAAGGGGGAAACUUUAAGGUAAAUAGGAUGUGUUAGGCCCCAGGCAUGAAAAAACGUGAAUCCCUAUUAUUGCUUCAUGCCUGGUCUUAAGUUGAAUUUUGUAUGUGGAAAAGCUGGUCAGACUUUUUCCUGUUUUCUCAGGAAACUCAACGCUUUCCAUAUAGAUUUUUUGGCAUGAGAACUUAUCCUGCCCAUCUGCUGCAGAAUCCUAGCACGUUGCAGAAAAAUAUGCAAUGCACUCAAGACCUCACACUUGGUUCAUGCAGGUCCCCAGCCAAACCUGUUGCUCUGCUUUAACUGAAAGUGCGACCUGGAGCAUAAUCUAGCAUUCUCUUGCAGUUGCACAUUGCAAGAAAGGAUUAGUGGUGGGCAAGCUGUCCAUCUUAGGAGCUUGUCCACCCUUCGUGAUCUCAUUGCCAUCCGUAGAAUGCCAGUUCUACACAGUUUGAAAGUCGCAUAUCUGGGACACCUAAAAACGGUGCUGAGGGAAUGGCAGCUUACAUAAAUUGUCCCACAUAUGCACAUAUUUUGCAUAUGCUGCAUGAUCUAUUCUGCUGAACUCAGCCUGACAUAAAAACAAAAAACUCUAAGGCCCUGGGCAGUGGAAAUACUGCUCACCCCUGACCUGAGAUUGAACCAGGAUGAGUAUGUACUCAUAAGGGAAUUGUAGAAUUGGAAAGGACCAUGAGGGUCACUUAGUCCAGGGGUCAGCAAACUUACUACGCCUUGGGCUGGUGUCUCCAGCGCCGAUCGCGGGGCGGGGGAGCGCGUGCCAAUACGCGUGCGGACACGCUAUCUUUGACGCACUUCCGGGUCGGAGGAGCACCAGAAAUAGCUUGUGCGGAUGUGCACGGGCCUCCUCCAACCCGGAUGUGCACCGCAAACAACACUUGCGCAUGCGCACAAGCUAUUUCCAGUCCUCCUCCGACCCAGAAGUGGGCAGCCGCACAGCGCUGGUACGAGCGGGCGGCAGGGGUCGCCACGGGCUGGAUAAACGAGUCCCUUGGGCCUUAUCUGGCCCGCGGGCCUUAGUUUGGGGACCCCUGACUUAGUCCAACACCUACCGUGUGGGAAUCUUUUGCCCUGCAUGGGGCUCAAACGUACAACCCUGAGAUUUAGAGUCUCGUGCUCUACCAACUGAGCUGCUCUCACCGUCUGUCUUCUUCAGUGGUAUUUCUGUUUAGCGGGCAUCUGAGAGUCUUUCCUCAGCCUUGAUCGAGCCAUUAACUAAUGGAAGCCAUGGAAAACAGACUGAGGAUGUCAUUCCGCGCAUUUUCUUUUUUGAUUUUUCAGGUCUUGCCAUUUUUGCUGCUGCAUUUUCGAAUUUCGCCGCAGCCUUGGGGACUAGGUACUGAGUAUUAUUUUAAUCGAAGCGGGAUAUCUCUCUCCUUGCAGGUGGAACCAGAAGCUGUGUGCAUUUUUUCCAUCUUUUCUCUAACAGUUGGAUUCAGUUGCUUAUCAGCUCUUAGUCCCUGAAAUGGCCUGUUGGUUUUUUUUAUCUUGGUUUGCUGUUCCAUCUGGCUGUGAGGGGCUGAGUUUCACACCUGCUUUGGUACUGUGGAAGUGUACUGGUGUGUGGUACUCAAGAGGUAUGGACAUCUUAGUCCUUCCUGGCACAGCUGCGCAAUGGCUAGGGCCUUAGUAGUGGUGGGUGGUUCCUUUUUUAGAUGCUUAUUGUAACUGUCCCCCACCCCCAGGGUUCACCAGAGAGGGACGCCAACUCCUCGCCCAACAAAGAGACCCAUUCAGAGAACUGGAUUGUAUUUUUAGCCGAGCCAGAUUCUUUCUCCAGCUUUAAAAGUAGCAAAUGGGGGAAUGCAGCCUACAUCAGUGCGGGCCUUGCAGAAUGACCUCAUUCAGGCUUUGGCAUCUGUUCGGAGCAGAAACAAUCACUCAUGAUAUCAGGAGAUCAGAAUUUUCCCCCUUGUUGUGGUAGUAGGAGUAGUUCGUAAACAAGUGCAGGGCUCACUUCUGAAAUAUAUCUGAUGUGUGCGUUCUCCACAUUGAUGAAACAUGGUGGACCUCGGUAGCUGUAGUUUUGGGGUGUGAGCUGUGAGCUUCUGUUGAUUUGUCUGCUUCAGAUCCUUCCAAAAAGCCUAGUGCAUUUUGCUCCCCCCCCCCCCCCCGCUAAGCCUCCUUGGUGCAAAAGCCUGUAUAUCUAUUCUCCUAGCAAAGCAACAGUGAAAGCUCUAAUAGAGCAGUCAAAGCAAAACCCUCUUUGUAGUGUUCAGUACUUGUUGCAGGAACUUUUCCUGUUUCUCAGAAGCUUACUGGAGAUUUUUAAUGAGAACAUCAAUAACAACCUCCUAAAAAACAGCUUGCCUGCCAUUAUUGAUCUUCUCUUUGGAGAUGUGUAUCCGCAGGAUAUUUUAAGGAGUGUUCUAAGGCAAAUAUGUAUAGGGCAGAUUCACAGACCCCACAUGCUUGGCAUAGGGCCCUGCAUGAAUUGAUUAUACAUCCAGAACAGGACCCAGAAUCCUGUUUAAUAAAGUGGCAUUAAGCCACAGUAGCCCAUUUCAUCAGACACAAUGAGAAACUGGUUGAUCUUAACCAGGAUUUCAUAUUCCAAAGCCCGGGGCCCAACAAUCAACAGCAUAAGCAAAAAUAUAUUAAGAUACCAUGCACCACCUUUUAAUGCACAAAUUAAAUAUGAGUUAUUACAAAGCUAUCUAAUACUUCAUUUAUUAAUAAACAAGAAUGAAGGAGUUCAGAAUCCGAUUGGACUGUUCUUAGUGCAGACCAGACAAUAACCUUAAAAGAUGCUUAAUCUAAUAUAAUAAAACCAGUUCCCUUCUCUGAAGUUCCAACUAUUUUCUUUUUGAGUAAUCAACUUCCAGCCAUUUAAUACUUCUGUAAUUUCCCCUCUCCUCCAUUCCUGCAGUUGGCUUUAUUACUUCUAAUCGUCCCCAAAGUUUUCUUACCUAAUCUUUUAAAAUACAGUGGACCCUCCAGAUACAGUGGUACCUCAGGUUACAUACGCUUCAGGUUACAGACUCCGCUAAUUCAGAAAUAGUGCUUCAGGUUAAGACCUUUGCUUCAGGAUAAGAGCAGAAAUUGUGCUCUGGCAGCGCGGCAGCAGCAGGAGGCCCCAUUAGCUAAAGUGGUGCUUCAGGUUAAGUACAGACCUCCGGAACGAAUUAAGUACUUAACCCGAGGUACCACUGUACAAACUUAAUUCAUCCUCGGGGUCUGUACUUACCCUGAAAAGUCCGUAUCCAGAGGCGCUGCUUCUGCGCAUGUGCGUGGCGCGAUAGAGCGCUUCUGCACAUGUGGCGCACAGAGAAACCUGGAAGUAUGCACUUCCGGGAUUGCCGUGUUCACAACCCGAAAUUAUGUUACCCGAAGGUAACAUAACUCGAGGUACCACUGUAUCUAUCCAUUCUGUAACAUGAGCAAUUACAAAAUUACAAAAAUUUACAUGGCCCAGGUCCAAUAAGGAGAUUGUAUUUGCUCUUUCACAUAAUUUAGCAAAGAAAAUAACUAUUUAUUUGAGAACAUCGGCAACUGUACAGCUUUUCCUUACUACAGUUCCACAACAAAUGGAUAAAAUCCCCUUUAUCUCUAUUGCCAUGUCAACAUUUGCCACACCCCCCCCCCAAAAAAAAUCACUUUUAGGGACUUCCAAGGAGUCUGGUGGCACCAAAGGCCCAUCUUAAUACAGCUUUUUUUAUAUAAAUAGUAGCAACUGAGAAGGUGGCACCUUUUACCAAACAGUAAAUUCAACGCUGCUUUACCACGUAUCCUGGUUCCAUUUUUUUCCUAUUGUGGUCACACUCAUUGCCUUCUAAUCCUAGUACAGUCAUACCUCUUGUUGCAUUUGCUUCACGUUGUGGGUUUUCGGGUUGCAAACGCGGCAAACCUGGUAAUGUAUACUUCCGGGUUUCGCCGCAUGCGCAGAAGCGCUCUAUCGCGCUCCACGCUUGCGCAAAAGCGCCGCUCUAGUUGCAGACAUUUCAAGGUGCAAACAGCACCCCGGAACGGAUCAUGUCCGCAACUAGAGGUACCACUGUAGUAUCUGUUAAAUUCUAGAGAACAUCUUUAUUCUUUAGGAAUACAUUUCAAAUUAUGUAUGUCCUCUAAUGCAUAUCUCUCCCCUUUCUAUUUAAAUAAGCUUUUAUCUGGAUAAAUGGGGAAAAGACUCAGCUGGCAUUACAGUUUCCAUACUGCUUGUUCACAUGUGGUGAUCUGGGCCCAAUCUUGAUAUAAAUCUAACCUGCUGAACAAACCAGUUUUAUUGUGGGGAAGUGUCUGGGAUAUGAAGUGGGAACAGUCCAUUAGUUAUGACAUAGGAGGGUUGUUGUUGUUGUUGUUUUAAAAGCACCUUCAAGAAAAGAUAAGCACUUGCUGUUACUCCUCUGCAGUCACCUGAUUGGGUGUCCAGAAUUUCGGGGGGGGGGUUAUUUUAAAAAAAGACCAACUGUCGUUCUAUUUCAUGUGCAGAAAGGUUUCAAGAGAUGGUAUCAGUAUCUCUUUAAAAGAGGCUAUGAACCCGAAAGCGGGGGAGAAGGUUUGAGUAUGCUACCACUCAGUGGAUUUGUAACUGGCUGACUGACCGAACCCAAAGGGUGCUCAUCAAUGGUUCCUCUUCAUCCUGGAGAAGAGUGACUAGUGGGGUGCCACAGGGUUCUGUCUUGGGCCCGGUCUUAUUCAACAUCUUUAUCAACGACUUGGAUGAUGGUCUCAAGGGCAUCCUGAUCAAAUUUGCAGAUGACACCAAACUGGGAGGGGUGGCUAACACCCCAGAGGACAGGCUCACACUUCAAAACGACCUCGACAGAUUAGAGAACUGGGCCAAAACAAACAAGAUGAAUUUUAACAGGGAGAAAUGUAAAGUAUUGCACUUGGGCAAAAAAAAUGAGAGGCACAAAUACAAGAUGGGUGACACCUGGCUUGAGAGCAGUACAUGUGAAAAGGAUCUAGGAGUCUUGGUUGACCACAAACUUGACAUGAGCCAACAGUGUGACGCAGCAGCUAAAAAAGCCAAUGCAAUUCUGGGCUGCAUCAAUAGGAGUAUAGCAUCUAGAUCAAGGGAAGUAUUAGUGCCACUGUAUUCUGCUCUGGUCAGACCUCACCUGGAGUACUGUGUCCAGUUCUGGGCACCACAGUUCAAGAAGGACACUGACAAACUGGAACGUGUCCAGAGGAGGGCAACCAAAAUGGUCAAAGGCCUGGAAACGAUGCCUUAUGAGGAACGGCUAAGGGAGCUGGGCAUGUUUAGCCUGGAGAAGAGGAGGUUAAGGGGUGAUAUGAUAGCCAUGUUCAAAUAUAUAAAAGGAUGUCACAUAGAGGAGGGAGAAAGGUUGUUUUCUGCUGCUCCAGAGAAGCAGACACGGAGCAAUGGAUCCAAACUACAAGAAAGAAGAUUCCACCUAAACAUUAGGAAGAACUUCCUGACAGUAAGAACUGUUCGACAGUGGAAUUUGCUGCCAAGGAGUGUGGUGGAGUCUCCGUCUUUGGAGGUCUUUAAGCAGAGGCUUGACAACCAUAUGUCAGGAGUGCUCUGAUGGUGUUUCCUGCUUGGCAGGGGGUUGGACUCGAUGGCCCUUGUGGUCUCUUCCAACUCUAUGAUUCUAUGAUUUUAUGAGUGGGUGGAGCAGGAAACACGUCUUGCGAUUUCUACAUUGUGGCAGUCAUCCAUUUCUCUUGCCCUUGUACGUGCCCACCUGCAGUCCAUAAUGGGACAGACUGCCGGCCCUGGUUUACCAUGUCACCUGCUAUUUGUAAGAACUAGGCCUAAACCUCCUAAUAUUCCAACCAGACUCACUGGUCUGGUUCUGACAAAAUAAGCUAGUGAGCCUUGGACUCAAAUCUGUUGCCCUUUCCUCUUCCAUUUCGUGCCUGUGAGGAGGAAGUUGGAGCUUUUGCUCUUGACUUCAAACAAGCCACAGUUCCAUGUGACGGUCCAGACCUGAGAAACUGUGGUUUGUUUUUACUAUUCUUUUUAGUGAGAACAAGCCAGGGUCAGUCGUAUGUUUCUGAUCCAGGCUUGUUCUGAAACCAUUUUCCAUUGUGUUGAUGUGGGGAGCCGACUUUGGUUUUCAAGCCAGAAGAGAAUGAUUCCAGUCUUCUCUGUUAAGUGAGCCCAACACAAAUCCACAGAGUGGGAAAUCAUGGUUUCAAAUUAUGUCUUAAUGUGGACCUUGUUUUCUCAUGCCUACCUGCAAUAAAUAACAGUAUUUUUUUUAAAGUGAAAAUGAAGGGUUUUGGAACUUUAAAAAUUGUUCUUUGACUGUCCCAAACCUAUUGAACCGCCUGUGCCACUCCUCUUAAACCACUAUAUUAUGUAUAAGGAAGGGACGAAUCAGGGCCAUGGUUAGCUUCUUGAGCCAAAUUUGAUUGGCUGCAGUGAACGUGAGCUGCACAUGUCAUGGUUUUCACCGCCCCUGAGCCGCCUGGGGAGAUGAGAUGUCCUUGGCUUCUAUUGUAUUGGCAGAAUGGAUGAACCAUGCCAUUCUAGUGAGAACACCCUUGGGGGAAGGGAAUCCAGAGGGGGUGGCCAGUGUUGGGGCCAGAAUGAGGUUAAAACCAUGUUAACACACCCCAACACAACUCUCUAUUGUUUUGCUCUUUUCUCCAAGGGGCUGUCCUAACAUAGCUGGCAUUGUCCACUCCAGAGUGCCUUUCUCUUGCCUCUUGCCUGGGAGUAGUGAGGAGGUGGCACUCUGCUGAAUAGAUCUGCUUAAAGCUAUCUGUCCAUUAUGGUUUGAGUCUGCUUUGCAGCUAUUACUUGAUUAGUCGAUUGAAAACAUUCUGGUCAACUGAAAAUAUUCCCAUGAGCAUGUCAGUUUGGGCCAUUGCAAGAAGAGACUUGCUGUAUAAGACAACGUCCUUUCAGACCAGCAUCCUACAAGGAAGGGGGUGUAGUAGCCAUCCCGUCACUUUGUAUCCUCUGAAAUUAGUAUUCACUGGCAUAUUUUCUUUCAACUUGGGAGGUUCUUUAUAACAAUCAGGAGUAAUAGCCACAUAGGCCAUUUUGUUCAGGUCUUCACAAUAGAAACAAAGGUACAGGUGUAAUUUCCUGAUUCAUUAACCACAUGCAAACCUGUUGUUGUUGUUGUUUAGUCGUUUAGUUGUGUCCGACUCUUCGUGACCCCAUGGACCAGAGCAUGCCAGGCACUCCUGUCUUCCACUGCCUCCCGCAGUUUGGUCAAACUCAUGCUGGUAGCUUCGAGAACACUGCCCAACCAUCUCGUCCUCUGUCGUCCCCUUCUCCUUGUGCCCUCCAUCUUUCCCAACAUCAGGGUCUUUUCCAGGGAGUCUUCUCUUCUCAUGAGGUGGCCAAAGUAUUGGAGCCUCAGCUUCAGGAUCUGUCCUUCCAGUGAGCACUCAGGACUGAUUUCCUUCAGAAUGGAAAGGUUUGAUCUCCUUGCAGUCCAUGGGACUCUCAAGAGUCUCCUCCAGCACCAUAAUUCAAAAGCAUCAAUUCUUCUGUGAUCAGCCUUCUUUAUGGUCCAGCUCUCACUUCCAUACAUCACUACUGGGAAAACCAUAGCAAGCCUACACACCCUUAAAACCCUAUGUGGGAAACCUGUGGCCCAUGGGCCAUAUAGGGCCCCCCAUUCUUCCUAAUUUGGCCCGCCAGGCCAUUUCCCCUGGCCAUGGCCACCUCUAGCCCAGUGUCAUAUGACGUUAGGUGUGAGACAGGUAAUGAUUCAGUUGCAAAUGAACAAUCGAGAAACUUGCUCAGCUUGCAUAGUUAAUAAUAAUAAUAAUAAUAAUAAUAUUUAUUUAUUUAUACCCUGCCCUCCCCAGCCAAGACUGGGCUCAGGGCGGCUAACACCAGGUAUAAAAACAAUUGAUUAAAAUGCAACUUAAAAACAAGAUUAAGUACAACAUUAAAAUGCAGCCUCGUUUCAAUAGAAACUCAUAUCAAAAACUUGGGGAUGAAAACGUCAAAUCUUCACCAAGGCCAACUAUCCAGACUGGUCCUACAUGGGCCAGAAAAAAGCCAGGGAAGUCCCCAAAUAGGAGUUCCAUCACAGAAGGAGAAAGGAAAGAGGGGGAGGGGUUAGUUAACACAUGAAUUUCUCCAACAGCACCAAUGGUGGCCACAGUGGGUGCAAACCACAUCUCCCUCUUAACCAGGAUCUGAAACUCACUCUGAACCAUGGUUAGGACAGAGGAGAGAAGACAAUGGUGAGAGCACCUAAUUGCAUGCCUCGUUCCCAGCCACGUGACCUCCGUUUGAAACAUGACAGGCCACACACAGUGUUUCUAGUGUAAAGCAUUCCAUGGGAUCUCAGUUUGGUUGAGUUGUGCACCCCUGGUUUAAGGUGAUCCAUUCCCCAGGGCUGGGGGAGCUUCUGUAUGGCCUCUUAAAAUCAUUCUCAGCCAUGUAUCCUUGAUGAUUGUCUAGAAAUGGUGCACAGUUCCUUAUGAACAACAGCUUUGGGUGGCUUUCCUGCUUCUGGGAGGAGUCUCUGCCAUUAGCACCAUGGUUAGCUGAUUGCGUGACCCUCUAUCCCAGGGUUUCCCAAAGUGGUUGAUAUUGGGGUCAGUGGGACUGUGCAGGAUGUGAAUAAAGACCAGGGGUUCAAAAAGAGCCUAGGGUGGAAAAUAAGCUCAAGUGGUGUAGUAUGAAAAAAUACAUUGGGAGGUAAAGGUAAAGGGACCACUGACCAUUAGGUCCAGUCGUGGCCGACUCUGGGGUUGCGACGCUCAUCUCACUUUAUUGGCCAAGGGAGCCGGCGUACAGCUUCUGGGUCAUGUGGCCAGCAUGACUAAGCCCUUCUGGCGAACCAGAGCAGCGCACGGAAACGCUGUUUACCUUCCCGCCGGAGCGGUACCUAUUUAUCUACUUGCACUUCGACAUGCUUUCGAACUGCUAGGUUGGCAGGAGCUGGGACCGAGCAAUGGGAGCUCACCCUGUCGCGGGGAUUUGAACCGCUGACCUUCUGGUCGGCAAGUCCUAGGCUCUGUGGUUUAACCCACAGCGCCACCCACGUCCCGAUAUAUUGGGAACUACGAGUGUCUAAAACAAAAGACACAGGCACGUACAGAGUGCAGAUCCCUUGCCAAUGAGUUACCUGUAUUUAAUCAUAUGAUUCCUCAGUAUAACAGUAUUCCUUAUUACUUAACAUAUUAUGAGUCCUAGCAAUAGAGACUGAGUAAUAAACGCUGCUUAUAUAUUGGCAUUCUUAAUUUCAUUUACGUUCCUAAGAAUUUGGACUGGGGUUGAUGACAACUUCAGAAGCUCAUCAGGGGAUCAGUUAACUCAGACGUUUGGAAGCCCUGCUCUGUCCUGUUGCCUUGCCUAUGCUGGAUCUUGCUGCCUCUUCUUGGUUGUGAUAGCUUGUUUCUUUUCAGAGAAGCAGAGUCCUUCAAGGAGCAAGGAAAUGCCUUUUACGCUAAGAAGGACUACAAUGAAGCGUUCAACUACUACACAAAAGCGAUAGGUGAGGAGAGAGAAUGGCUUUCUUGGUUUGUUAAUCAGAGAAUUGGUGCAACGUGCCUGUGGGUCUAUUUGGUUCUGGCCACAAGGGCCUUGAUUUUCUUCAUCCGAAACUCUCGCUUCUGCUCUGAUUUGUAAUACUUUGCCUCAGUUCAGGGUAGGCAAUACAUAGUCAACAACAGAAUACCACAGUUAGAUCCAACAUCCUGGAUGCAGAGGUCCUUGUAACACAUGUGUAAUGGCAAGGUUUCUCUUGUGCACCAAGCAACACUGUGAUUCUCAAUAUUAUAGUUGAACCAUAUUUGUGUAAGCAAGCUGUCACAUACCUGACUGUUUCACAUGCAGAAAUGUAAAAAUUUCAAAGUCCUGAGAAUCUCAGCCUUACAAACUAGAUUUUAAAAAGUUGCUGAACAUGGUUUUGGAGGCAGCUUGAAAAAUAGGAUAGCAAUAUUGGGCUGAAAUUUCAGAGUGGAUCUUUCCUGGGUCUUCCACCCUACCCCAUUUUUUUGCCCUCUGAACUUUCCUUAACUUUCCUGCUGAUUCUAACCUCUGUUCUCUCCACUCGCCCUUUUUCUUUCCUUUUCUUUCCUCGUCGUUUAUAUGCCCAGAGCAAAGGCACAAACAUUGAAAUGAAUGGUUUCUACUAAGUGCCAUUUUACUGGGAGUGGGGAGAGAAAAAAACCAUUGGGACUUGGUGGUGAGGGUUGGCACAAGAUCUAAAAAACUAACCUUUCAAUUUUUAUCGAACUUGAAUUGUUAAAGAAUAAUAACGUGCAAACGAAACCACAGACCUCUGAAUUUCAUUAGGGAUCCAGAAUUUAGCUUACCAGUGAGUGGUGUUUGCUUUCUGCUUCCAUCUUAUUGAAAGGGCAAGGAUCUGGGGACAGGGUAAGGUGGGGAUUUCUACUCUGUCUUUGUUGUACUUAACGCUUCUGCUCCCUGUCCUCAAGAUGCAUGCCCCAGCAAUGCCAGCUACUAUGGGAACCGUGCUGCCACGCUCAUGAUGCUAGGCAAAUUCCGGGAGGCCCUGGGGGAUGCCCAGCAGUCCGUCAGGAUGGACGACAGCUUUUUGCGGGUAUGUUAUUCCAUGUGGCAAGACAGUAUCAGCAUAUAGCACCAAUCUUGGCUGCCAAUCCAUUUCCAAGCCCAGUUCAGAGUGCUGGCUUUGACAUUUAUAACCUUAAACAGCGCAGGACCACAACAAAGACUGCCUCCUCCCAAUAUGAGUCCACCUGGACCCUGCGAUUAUCAUCUGAGGCCCUCCUUCAUGUGCCUUCUCUGUCAGAGGUCUGGAGGACAGCAAUGCAAGAACAGGGCCUUUUCUGCGGUGGCUCCCCGUUUGCAGAAUGCGCUCCCCAGGGAGGCUCGCCUGGCAUCAUCAUUUGUAUCCUUAGGCAUCAGGCGAAAACUUUCCUCUAUAACCAGGCCUUUGGCCUUUAACUAUCUGUGGCUUUUUAGAAGUGGAUGGGAUGCUUCUGAUGUACAGUGGUAACUUGGUUUAUGAACUUAAUACGUUCCGGAAGUCCAUUCUUAAACUGAAACCGUUCUUAAACUGAGGCGUGCUUUUCCUAAUGAGGCCUCCUGCCGCCGGUGCCCUUCCACUGUUUGGAUUCUGUUCUUAGACCGAGGUAAAGUUUGCAAACCAGGACACUACUUCCGGUUCUGCAUAAUUAGUAAACCGAAUAGUUUGUAAACAGGGCUGUUCUUAAACCGAGGUACCACUGUACUUUUCUUUCCUCUUGGUUUUAAUGUAUCUAUGUGGGUUUUACUGUCGAUGUCUGUUUUAAGUUGCUUUUGGUUGCCGUGGGCAAGAUUAAACUACCCACAAAUUUAAUAAAUAAUGAAAAUAAUAUGUGCAGCUCCCCUACUGAUGAUCCACAUUUACACUGCAUGCUGUCGAGAUUCUGCCACUCACCACCACCUCUCCAUUCUCAGGGACACCUACGGGAGGGGAAGUGUCACCUAUCUCUGGGCAACGCCAUGGCUGCCAGCCGCUGCUUCCAACGAGUUUUAGAACUGGAUCAUAAAAACGCACAAGCUCAGCAAGAGGUAUGGUUUUCUCAAGUCUGAGUUUGCCUGAAGAGAGGGAUACUCAUCUGGCAGAACUAGGGUAGUUGUCCCGAAUCGACAACCUUGGCUUGCUUGUAUCUAAUAGCAUCUAAGGAUGUAUUAGCUUGAUUCUUAAAUAUAGAGAUUCUUGAGAGUCUCUACAAGGUAUAAGGCAGGUAUUUGUGGAAUUCAAGAUAUGCAGAAAAGCAGCCUGCAAUCUUGUUCUUCGGAAGGGGUGAUGGGGUUGCAAAUAUUUUGAAUAAAAAUAAAUAAAACUUUAGAAUUAUUUGCUGCAUGGGCUGUUAACAAUGGAAACUGACAGUGUUCUUGCUUUGCGUUGCAGCUGAACAACGCCAGAACUGUUCUAGAGUACGAGAAAAUUGCCGAAAUUGACUUUGAGAAACGGGAUUUCCGAAAGGUACAAAUGAAGCAGCACCAAUGUGGACUUUCCCUGGGAAUGAGUUGGAGAUAGGUUGAUUCCUGCUCACCACCCCAGGACUGAAAGGUCUAGGGUUGGUUCUGGUUACUCAAGGGAACCGGAAUCCAGUCUCCCUUGAAUGGCUCUUGCUUGUCCCCGUGUGCCCCCUGCUCAUGCUCAGAGUACAUCUUAAGACAGAAUAACUUUGCCCCUUCGACCCCGGUGUUAAGGCCUCCGUAUAUCCCGGUGAAUUCCUAGCUCACUUGUCUCCUAAUGGCUGAGAGCAGCUGGCUCGCCAGGGACAAUCUCAAGUUUGUCUUAAGGAAGAACCCUGCCUUGUCUGAGACUCGAGCCAGUUCUACCCGGGCUUCUCUGUUCCUUGGGCAGCGUCAAACGUGCCCUUUGUUUCUGGAGAAGAAGCAUCUCCUUCCCAUGGCCUCCAUCAUUUGGAGAGUCUCGGCGCUUCCCGCUGCCCCCAGCAGUGAUGUCACCUAUGGGAAGGGGCGGGGGGGAGAGCCGAAAACCCAGCUGAGCCUUGGGCCAAACAAUGGGCCCCUUCUUGUGCAGCUGUCACUUCUCUGGAGCAGCAAGAGAGCCCGUGAAGUCACUCAUUGAGGCCUGGAGCUUGAGUUAGCCAUUUGUCAUGGUAGCUUCAUCCCGCCCUCCCUUGUCUUAACACUCCGGGCCUGUUGGGUUAGUCUAAUGGCUGUUGCAGCAAGGUGGUUUCCCCCCUGUUUCAGGAAUGCUUCUUGUUGCCUCGAAACGUGAGUGCUCACAGAGUAAAAAAAGUCAAUCCUUUAUUAGGCAUAGCAAACCACGCAUUAUCAAACAAACACCGUAUACAAAUUGUGCAAAAUACAAUUUCAGCAUAACAAGGUUUGUCCCAGUCAGAUCUUUAACUCCAGAGAGAAUCAAUUUUCAUAAAUAAUACAAUAUAACACUACCACAUCACCGAUCAAUUAAGAACCACAAAAUCUCUCUAUAAUGGCUCAGUCUUUCUACAUGGACAUCACUCAAAAAUUCAGCCACUAUUAAUUUGAUCAUUCUUGUCUGAGAGCAGAUCCUGAACCGUUGGUGGCAUAGAAUUGAGCCUGUUAGGUUGUAAGGCCUGUAAUAAUUGUCUUCUGGCAUAAAUGCCAAAAUCACAAGAAAAGAAAAUAUGCUCCAAAGUAUCAGGUUCCUGUUUACUACAUUUGCAGAGGCACUCUGCUUCUGGGAGAGCUAAAUAUCUUCCUCUUACUAUCAUCGAUGGAAACAUAUUAAAUCUGGCUAACAUAAACAGCCUGCACAAUUCAUGAUUCUUCAGAUUUGAAGUGUGCGCAGAGUAGAUGGGACCAUAUCUUAAAUGCAGAUUUGCCCCCAGUCAAAAAGUUAGUGGGUUACGGGGGAUCCUAUGGCAGACAAAUGAGGAGCUCAGAGAUCUGCAGCUUCCCCAUCUACUCUUCCCUGUUUUUCUUCAGCCGGGUUCUGCUGCUGGAAGAAAAUAACAUCUGAGGACAGACUGCGGGGCAGUAACCCCACAGACCCCACAGCAUCUCCUGCCAUUUGUUUCUUUUGCACAUAAAAUCGAACCAGCGGCAAUUUUUUCCUCUGUGUGUUUGGAGCAGAUCUGGGUUACCUUUGCUAGUGUGUUCUGCAUUCCAUCAAGCGUCAUGCAGGGUUGGUGCUCCACCCGAAGGACUUGGUACAUUUUUACUCCCAAAUUGCCCAGAACCCAGCACAUGGGCGCUGUUCUAGGUUAUUCAAGUCCCUUGAUCUGACAGGCAUGGAACUGACUCCCGUGUUUCCUUGUUCUCACUGACUGUUUCCCCCCCUCCAGGUUGUCUUCUGCAUGGAUCGUGCUCUGGAGUUUGCCCCCGCUUGCCACCGGUUCAAAAUCCUCAAAGCGGAAUGCUUAGCAUUGCUGGGUCGCUACCCUGAAGCACAGUCUGUGGCCAGGUGGGAACUGCAACCGCUAGAAACAGGCUUGGUGGGGAAAUUCCCUGUGCUGUGUAGGGAUGGGGGAGGAAUUUGUCAACCUCAGGUUCCAACGUGGAGUUCCUUGAUCCGAUCCGGGCAGAGCAGAACCUGGACUGGAUCAUGGAUCCACUUCAGAAUCCACAUUCCCAUGGAUUCCUUUGAAAAGGAGAAGUUCAAACACAGAUAAACCAGCUGCCCACUGCCUGAGGCAAGCUAGCAUGUGGGGUUCCUUGCUGUCACACACUCUCCAUGCAAUGAAAGUAAGCUCUCCCUGGGAACAAUGGGACUUGGUGUUUUCUUGCUCUCGUGGCGAAAUGCAAGGAGAUUGCUGGGGGCAGCCAUGUUUUUCCCCUGAGAGUGAUGGAACAUCAUCAAGUCCCAUUGCUCCUUCGGGGACUUUCUGCCACUUGUAUUAAAAGCUCACGACAGCAACGAGCCCUGCAUGCUAGCUGGUCCAAGCUGUGAACAGUUGGACGACUGGGUUUUGAACUUUUAAAAAAGGCAAUAAAAAGCUUUUAUAAGAACACAGGGAGCACGGCAGCCCUCGGACCGCUUUCGGAGUACUUUUUUAACCAGAGUUUCUGCAUGGAUUUUAAAGAAUUUUCCCUUUUUUAAAAAAAAACCUGCACAGAAAUUGGAUUUAGUCCCAUCUCCAUGCAGAACAGACGGACCAGACUUUAAUUGGUCUGUUUAUCCCUAAUACUGUGUAGCCUGAUUUGAUUAUCAGCUGGGUAAGUGAGCAGGUUUCACUGGUGCUUUUCCUCCUAUAAUGUUCCUGCUGCUUGUGUAAGUGGUUCUGUUCUCAGGAACUCGCAAAAUUUGGCUUCCCACGGUUGAGGGAUUUUCUUCCUUUUUGUUGCAAGUCAGAGUUACCGUGCCGAUAUCUUUUUAUUUGGUGGUGCUGGAGACUCUGGCGAUGAUGAACUAAAUUUCCCUAAUUCCAGAGGGGAUGGGGCAGACAGAAGAAUCUCUGGAUAGUUGGGAUUUGGGUGAUGGAGUGGUCCAGAGGAAUGAGGGGAAGGAAGGACCACUAGCAGGAGCCUCGGAGGAGGAGAAAAACUCAGAUUGGCCUGAAGGUGUUGGUGUGAGGUGCUGCAUAUUGAUGUGAAAUAGCCGGCCACAUCCUUGUCUCACAGGAGUGUUGGUUCCUCCGUCGAGGGGUAGGGACGUGACCUGGGUGGAUUUGAUUUAAAUCAUUUUUUUUACAGAAAGACUCAUUCUUGCUGGUAUAAUCUUAAUAUUUACAACCAGAGGAAGGUUUCAUUUUUGGAAUAAAAAAAAAUCAAAGUAGUAUUUACAGUUAUAUCAAAAAUUACUGAUCUGGUUAUACUAUUAGAAAUAACAUAGACAGAUAAUUAGGAAAUUGUGAGGUUUAAUAAGUUAACUGUUUAUAUUUGGACAACUUCUCUGCUGUACUUUAUUGGAAGGAGAAAAAUAAUCAUUUCCUUAAUAACAAUUUAAACUAACUAAAGCAAUAACAUUAUAGCAUAUGUAUCCAUGUUUGUUAACGGAUGUGGUUAAAUGAUUAAAAAAACUCACAUAUACCUAAGACUGAGUUUUAGCACACAUGAAAAACUUAAAACAAAUCCUUAUUUUCUGAUGAAUAGCCUUUGGACUAUAAUGUAACUUAAAAAGGAAACUACAUUUAGUUUAGUGCUCUGGUCCAUGGGGUCACGAAGAGUCGGACACGACUAAAUGACUAAACAACAACAAUCUUUAGAAAGAUUUUUCCUCCAAAAGCAUUUUAUUUUAAAAAAUCUCAUUUAAAUAAAAAAAAUCCAAUUCAAAUAAAAAAAAACCAAUUUAUUAUUAUUAUUAUUAUUAAUCAUUGGUUUUUAUCCACCCUGGAUGUGACCAGCUGUCCUUUGGUGACCAACAGUUCUGUGACUCUCCCUUUGUUUCUGUGCUUAGCGACAUCUUGCGAAUAGACUCCACAAACGCUGAUGCCCUGUACGUCCGAGGUCUGUGCCUUUACUACGAAGACUGCAUUGAGAAGGCUGUGCAGUUCUUCAUCCAGGCACUCAAAAUGGCUCCCGACCACGACAAGGCCUGCCUCGCCUGCCGCGUAAGUAUGAAAGGAAGCAGCCAGGUGGGCGUUUGCUUUUGACAGGCCUGCGGGCGAUGGAGGGGGCGGGAUGGCCUUCACCUGUGCUUAGAGGGAACAGUGGCAAGCAUCACUUGGCAGGUGGCAUUCAGGAACAAGGGCAAACGUUGCACUGCUUGUUCCUUUCUAGAGAGGAAGUCGGAAGAUACCUUUCAUCCCUCCCCUUUUUUUCUUUUUCUUUUUUUCUCGCCAUACCUUUUAUUUUAGGCAUGCACACUUACUGUUUCACUGAUAACAUUAAGCCUGACUAAAAUAGGCCCAUUGAAAUAAAGGAAUCCAACUAAUACAGACCUAUUAUGAACUGAUCUUUGACCAUAAUAAUAAAUACUGUAUUUUUUGCUCUAUGAGACUCACUUUUUCCCUCCUAAAAAGUAAGGGGAAAUAUGUGUGCGUCUUAUGGAGUGAAUGCAGACUGCGCAUCUAUCACAGAAGCCAGAACAGCAAGAGGAAUUGCUGCUUUCACUGCGCAGCAAUCCCUCUUGCUGUUCUGGCUUCUGAGAUUCAGAAUAUUUUUUUCUUGUUUUCCUCCUCCAAAAACUAGGUGCGUCUUGUGGUCUGGUGCGUCUUAUAGAGUGAAAAAUACGGUUAUUGCUAUUAUUACAGACCUGUUAACUGGUCGACCCAUAUUUAAGGGUAACGUUAAAUAGAAUCCAUCUCUUCCUGUCCCCUCAUUUCUUGGUAUUAUUCCUCACUGAAACCCGACAGCAGGACACCAAAGGACCCCCCCUCCUGGGGGGGGGGGGAAUAGUUGGGAGUUAACACAAGGCGGAACAGCGCUUUUCAAAUGAGAAAGUGGGUGGCUCUUAAAAGAGCCUUUGGGUUUCUGUAGAACUUUCCCAGGCAACCGAAAAAAGGGAGCCCAGCACACUUGGAGCUGGUGUACUUGGUGACAGCCCUGGUGCCCUCCGAGACGGCGUGCUUGGUGAGCUCUCCGGGCAGCAGGAGUCGCACGGCGGUCUGGAUCUUCCGGGAGGUGAUGGCGGAGCGCUUGUUGUAGUGCGCCAGGCGGGAAGCCUCGGCUGCGAUGCGCUCGAAGAUGUCGUUGACGAAGGAGUUCAUUAUGCUCAUGGCCUUGGAGGAGAUGCCCGUGUCUGGGUGGACCUGCUUGAGCACCUUGUAGACGUAGAUGGAGUAGCUCUCCUUGCGGCGCUUCUUGUACUUCUUGCGCUUCUUUUUUCUUUAAAAAAAUUUUUUAAUUUUUAUUAACAAACCAAUCAAAUCACAUUAGUUCCAAAUUACAAAGCCAAAUUUUAAAUUUUGUUGGGGGUACCCAUGCUUCGAGCUCAGAAAGGGAUCCAAUCAUUUAUUGUUGCUGCUGCUUUGAUGUUCACAGUUCUGUCCAUUUGAUGUUCACAGUUCUGUCCAUUCCUCUCUUUGUUGUUUUCCUUUAUAAAUCAUCUCUUCUUGUUAUUAUCAUAAUUUUUUUCUUUUUUUUAUCACCUCUGAACGUCUGCCGCUUAGCUUUCACAGACUUGUCGCUCCCAUAUCGAUCUUUUUAGGGGGUUCUGCCAAGUCGAACACAGAGUCAAGUAUGAUAACAAACCCAUGGCUUCCUUCCCCUCUUGAUCGUCAAUCCUGCAACAAAGCCUGCCUGUCAUGGCGAUUCUCUUUUUAGAACUGCGUCAUUCCAAAAGCCUUCCGUUCCUUUCCAGAUCUUCCACAAAGCAUAGUCUUUGGUUAAUAAUUUAAUUCCACACAGUUCAUAAUAAUCUCACUUGUUGUCAGUUGUUGCAGCGGUUCUUCUUGGGGGGGGGGGAUUGUUAGGUAAUUACAUAGAGAAAAAAAGAAAAGUCCCCCCCCCUUUCUAGUCGCCCUUCUUCUGCGUUUUGGUGAUGGCCUUUUUGGAGCUCUUCUUGGCCGCGGGACCGGACUUGGCCGGCUCAGGCACCUUCAGUCUUCUCACUCAACUACAGCCUCAAGCAAGAGUGGUUUAAGAUACCUUUCUGAGGUAUCCAAAGAAGGGUUUAAGAUCACCAAGGCUGUGUGCAUUUCACACCAAAACGUGCUGCUAGGCAACUUCAGUUCCGCACCAAGAAAGGUUGAAUUCUGCAAGCUGUAUAAAUUAUGCAGGCUGAGUAAACUCGCAUAUUUUUGCUCAUGGUGCAUAAUUUAUUCUGCACAUUUUACUAUCUUUCAUAAUUCCAUGUUUGCAAAUCCUGGGGUGUUGUCAGGGACACUGACUUCCAUACCCUGAGAAUCUUAAUCGGAUGCCUCUAGCUUUGUGAGUUUUCAGCAGGUAUUUUCCAUAUGCUUUCAAGCACAUAUUCAAAACCAGGAAAUGGUCAGAAGCUGAGUUUCUUGGCACCUAUUAUUACAUUAUGCCCUUUUGUUGUGCAAACAUCUAGUCCUGGCCCUAGUAUGGUAAUGCUCGUGAACAAAUACCUUGGGUAGCAAAUGAUGGAUUUGGCUACUUAACUGAUGAUAAGAAUGCAAAUUCUGUGGGCACAUGACGUCAGCAGGCAGUCCUUUCCCAGCUAUGACGUAAUUGCAAGUGGAUCCAGAGUACAGAGCAAGUCAGUGUGUGUUUAAUAUACAUUGUUUUUGUGCUGUUGGCAUCAUACUAAAAGGCCUGCAAUGUUUUGCCAGUUAAACAGUGUAGAUUAAAAUCUUCAGAUCAGUUUAAAAGGGUGCCUCACAGUUGUUGUGCAGUUGGGGAGCCUUAACUGUUGAUAGCUCUCAAUUACUAUUUUUUUAAAAAAACACAAUACAGUACAGACUGGGAGCUAAACAGAUUAUUGACACAAAUUAGGGGAUGCACAAAUCUCAAGUGUAUUGAUACAUUGCUGAGAAAGGAAGGCAAGGAAUUAUAGGAGAGCCUUGGUUUCAGAACAGUCAAAAUCAGUAUUUUAUCGUGUGUGUGAAAUAUAAAGUCCACAUGGUACCUUCAUUUAUGCCACAUGAUUACCUUUCAAAUGAUGACAUAUUUAUUAUGAUAGUAGUUUUUUUGUUGUUUUUAAUGAAGCAAGUUGAUAUGUUGUUAUAUCAUCCAACCCUAAUGGCAACUAUGGUUAGCACCAACCCUCCCUUUUCCCAAACAGUAUGAAUCAUUUUGCCCCUGCCGCCCUGGGCUUCUUUUAUGUUUUCCCUGAAAUUUCCAAGUCCAGGCCUAGUUCUCGCUCGCAAAUUUAUGCCAGUUAGUCAACCGCAGUUUCUUGAGUUAGGUGACAGGCCUGAUGGUGACGGGUUUGGGUUUUUUUUUGCUGCUCCAGUUCUUCAAUGCCUGAUGAAUGCCUUCUCUUCUAGAACGCCAAAGCGUUAAAAGCGAAGAAGGACGAUGGCAACAAGGCCUUCAAGGAAGGGAACUACAAGCUCGCCUUCGACCUUUACACAGAGGCCCUUGCAAUAGACCCAAACAACAGGAAAACAAAUGCCAAACUCUUCUGUAACCGCGGGACGGUUAAUGCAAAGGUAAGGAGACAUAAUAAACUUUGGUGGUGGUUCUUUUUUUUUAUCAGAUACAGUCGUACCUUGGUUCUCGAACACCUUGGUACUCGUAUGUUUUGGCUUCCGAACGCCACAAACCUGGAAGUAAGCGUUCCAGUUUGCGAACAUUUUUCAGAAGCCGAACGUCUAAUGCAACUUCCACUUGACUGCAGGAAGCUCCUGCAACCAAUCGGAAGCCACGCCUUGGUUUUCGAACUGUUUCGGGACUCAAACCCUGACUCUCUUUUAACCUCUUUUCUAUUUAUUUUUCUUUAUUUCUCUCUCUUUAUUCCUUCUCUUUAUGAUUUUAUUUUAUUUAGAUCAAAGUCUUAGUUUUGGGGGGGGAAAGGAAACGAUACUUGAUCUUAAAUUUUGUGUUUUUCUCUAUAAGCACUAAUAUAUAUAUAUUUUCAAAAAAAGGGAAACUGAGGUCUAGGAUUAAACAAUCUAGUCAGUAGCUAACUUUGUUGGAAAGCAACUUGGGCAGGAUAGAGAGAGUUGUGCAAAGCCUACCAACAAAUGCUGUUCUCUCCACACCUCUUCUUUGCUACUGGGUGUCUGUGGUUUGUGUUAAAUGCCCCCCCCCCCACACACACCAUCCUUCACUUCCUCCCAAGAGAGCCCAGGGCAGCAAACGCCAAAGUGGUGAAACAGUGCAAUUGAAAGCAACUAAUGCUUAGCCAACUUGGCAGGUGCUCAAAGUGUGCCCAAUGACUAUGCAAUUUGUUGCCGGAUGAUGGCUGUCCCAUCACCAUCCCUGCCCUAUUAGAGGAAGCUAGGUUUGGCUCAGAUAUCGCCAGUUCCUGACUGCAAAUGGGGCAGUUGGGGUUGCAUUAUGAUGAUGACUCUGCUGUUGAGACGAGGUGGGAGAGACUUUAGAAGUUUAAAGCAGCUGCACAACAUGUUGAUUUUGUAUAUUUUUUUACCAACACACAUCGAAAAAACAGAAGAUAAAAGAGUUAAACAAAACCAGGAAGAAGGUUAUUGCACAAGAACCGAAGAGUGAUGCUGUGAACCACUAGGGUUAACCUAGUGUUAACCUAGUUGUUCCUUGAGGAAACUGUUCACUGUGAUUCUUGGGAAGCCAAGGAGAACCUUUCAAUCCACUGAUAAGUUGAGGAAGCUCUCCGGUACUGGGCUUCUUGCAUUCUGAAAUUGUUUAAAAACUCUCCGGUGUGUUUCUCAUAAACUAACAUGGAGUGGUUCACUUCCCCCCAUAAGAAGGGAUCUGCAGGGUGGGCACCUGUGGAAAUGCAUCCAAGCAAAUGAAUAGCAUAAUGCGGAUUGCCAAAAUGUUAUAUGGAAACUAGCUCAGCCACUCCUUCUCCCCGCCUCCCCUCCUGGAUAACUUUUGGUCCUUUGUUUCAUCCUACGCUUCAUCUACACGUUCAGUGAUUGAUCCCCUAUCUAUCAAGCAGCCUAAUGUUUCUGGGCUAUUCAGUGUGGUCGUAUCACGGUUUGCAUCUUUAUUUUGUUACCCCCUAGUUUGCUUUCUAUCCUUCGAGGAGUGGUACCGUCAUAUUUCUGGGCAGCAAAAGUGCUUAAAAACAUUUUUGUUUCUUGGCAUGAAAAAAAAGCAAACAGCAGAUCCAGGUUGAGGAAAACUGUUUGCUGCCUUCCACUUUUAGAGACCAAAAUGAAAAAUAAUGCAGAGGGGUCCGUUUCCUAACCUUGCAGCUUGUCUUGCAGCUUAGAAAGCUAGAUGAAGCAAUAGAAGACUGCACGAGUGCCAUCAAACUGGACGAUACUUACAUCAAAGCCUACCUGAGGAGAGCACAGUGGUGAGUGUGUCUUGUUUAUAUUAAAUACUGGGCAUGCCUAGUUGGUGAUGCCCAGUUCCAGUUCUCAUUCCUGAUAUCGCCAUUUUUAAAAGAUCAGGUGAAACACAGCCAGGAAGCAUCUCUCCCUGAAACCGUGCUGGAUUGCUGUCCAGAUGGUGCUGGACGAGAGGUGGACUGGUGAUCACGUCUUUGCAUAAGACAGGUGUUCAUAUUAGGUAAAAGGGAAGCAUCACACUUUUGGUUCCAACUGCCUUGAUAACAAUAGCCAAUUGGAUUAGGUCAGUGGUUCCCAAACUUUUUUUGGCCAUGGCCCACCUAAGCAUCUCUAAAAUCCUGAUGCCCCUCCCCUGUGACACAUAAUUCUUACUAUUCAAAAAGUGAACUAUUCACAUGGAGGAAGCCUAAAAGACCAUUAACUGUUAAUAACUCAUUCUCGAAUUGCCCCCCUGUAGAGUGUGUGGUUGGGAACCACGGGAUUAGGUAAAUCAAGCUUGAUGUGACUAGGAACGUGGAGAAAUGUCCAAAGGCCAGUACGUUUCCAAGCAGAAUUCAGAGUGUUGGUGCUGACCUUUAAUGCCCUAAAUGGCCUUGGUCUUAUAUACCUGAGGGAGUGUCUCCACCCCCAUCAUUCAGCCCGGACACUGAGGUCCAGCUCCGAGGGCUUUCUCGGCAGUGGCGCCCGCCCUGUGGAACGCCCUCAUAUCAGAUGUCAAGGAGAUAAAUAACUAUACAACUUUUUGAAAGCAUCUGAAGGCAGCCUAGCCUUGUAUCUGGAAGUUUUUAAUGUUUGAUGUUUUACUGUGCUUAACGUUUUAAUUUGUUGGAAGCUGCCCAGAGUUGCUAGGGCAACCCAGUCAGAUGGGUGGUAUACGAAUAACUAUAUAUAAAUUGUAUACAGAUAUUGGGAGCAGGUGGCGCUGUGGUCUAAACCACUGAGCCUCUUCAGCUUGCUGAUUAGAAGGUCGGCGGUUCGGAUCCCCGCGACGGGGUGAGCGCCCAUUGCUCUGUCCCAGCUCCUGCCAACCUAGCAGUUCGAAAGCACGCCAGUGCAAGCAGAUAAAUAGGUAUGGCUGUGGCGGGAAGGUAAACGGCAUUUCCGUGUUCUCUGGCUUCCGUCAUGGUGUUCUGUUGCACCAGAAGCUGUUUAGUCAUGAUGGCCACAUGACCCAGAAAGCUGUCUGUGGACAAAUGCCGGCUCCCUCGGCAUCAAAGCGAGAUGAGCGCCGCAACCCCAUAGUCGCCUUUGACUGGACUUAACCAUCUUGGGGUCCUUUACCUUUACUUAUGCAAGUAAUAAAUUGUGGUGGUUGUUUUGUUGUUGGUGGUGUAGUCAGAUAGGUGGCAUAUGAAUACAGUGGUACCUCGGGUUACAGGCGCUUCAGGUUACAGGCGCUUCAGGUUACAGAGUCCACUAACCCAGAAAUAGUACCUCGGGUUAAGAACUUUGCUUCAGGAUGAGAACAGAAAUCGUGCUCUGGUGGCGUGGCGGCAGCGGGAAGCCCCAUUAGCUAAAGUGGUACCUCAGGUUACGAACAGUUUCAGGUUAAGAACGGACCUCCAGAACAAAUUAAGUUCUUAACCCGAGGUACCACUGUAAUAAUACGUUGUUGUUUAUUGACUUGUAUAAGCACUUGCGGUCUCACUUUCAAGAUCACCGUUGUUGUUGUUUUUAUCCCACUGCUUCCUCCAAGAAGAUUAGGACCUGGGUACAUGCUUCUCUGCCUUCCCUGGGAAGUAGGGUAGGCUGAGACAUAACAGCAGACAGGAAUCUGUGCGGUUCAAGGCUGACUGUCUAUUUAUUGUGGGGUUCUCAGUUCUGAUCAGCUGCUUUUAUCAACUAUACCACAAUACUACAUUGGCUUUUUGUGCUGGCUUUUUAUUCCUGGUUCCUAUUCACAUCAGAGUUGCCUUGCCAGGGGCAGUGGGUGACUUUGGAAUGCUUCCUUCAGCUCUAAAUUUGGGGCUGGGAAGGAAUAGUUUCCUAAACCCCAGGGCACAGGUUGGCGAGUGACUCAUUUGCCCCGUUCUUAAGCUGUUGCCAUUAAGAUAUCACUAAAUGUGCUUCCCUUGCUUAUAGUUACAUGGACACAGAGCAAUACGAAGACGCUGUGAGGGAUUAUGAAAAGGUUUACCAGACGGAGAAAACAAAAGGUAAAAAUACAGCAUGCCAUUUUCAGAAGAUCUUGAAAGCUGGCAUCCUUCGCCGUGAUCUCUUGCGGGUACGAAAUGCAAGGGUACUCAAAAUUCAAAUCUCUGACCUUCCUAAACUGGUAGAGAAAUCCCGUGACUUGGUGGACUAUUUGGUUUAAAUGGGUCUUGGAGGGUUUCCUGCCAGGCCAAGAGUAUUGAUGUUUCAUUUAAUUCUCCCUCUUCCUUCUUAGACUAGUAGGCAUGUGUGGAUUCCCAGUACGCCCACCCUGAUAAGCGUCCACACACAAUUCCAUCCCCCGUUUUCCUGACCUGCCUCUGACUCUUGACUUCUUCAACUGUAUGUGUUGUGAUUUGCAAAGGAAAUUGUAUCAAAGAGGGGAACAUCCCAUGCAUGCAAACUCUCAUUUAUAAACCUGGUGUUUGGGGUGGGUUAGGGCUGCUUUUUGAGACUUCCCCUUCUCUGCACUAUCUUCUAGAACACAAACAACUCCUUAAGAACGCGCAGGUGGAGCUGAAGAAAAGCAAGAGAAAAGACUAUUACAAGAUCCUGGGGGUGGACAAGAACGCGUCUGAAGACGAGAUCAAAAAGGCAUAUCGGAAGCGCGCCCUGAUGCAUCACCCAGGUACAGAGAGAUCCUCUCAGCAUCCUCAUUCAGAACCCGCUGGUUCCCAGACCGUGGGAGCUGGCAUACUAUGAAGGGAGCCGAAGUGUGCCUUGCAAAAUUAAGCUUCCACACCAGAUGCUUGCAGCACGUUGCGCUUGGCAGGCAUAACAUCCUAAGAGAGAGGGAGCAAUGGGACUUUGGCAAAACUUAAUAGACUGACCUGUGGGGGGGGGGAGUGGGUAUGUUGGGAUGGGGCGGGACUCUUCGUAAUUGUGUUUGUACACUGAAAAUCAAGAAGACUUCUUAUUAAAGAAAAAAAGAGGACGAGUAAGGAUGUGUCUGGAUUAACAACAUACGAAGCCCUGCUGAAUCAGAUCAGUAGCUCAUGCAGGGCAGAAAUUGCAAAGCUCUUUUUGAGCUCCGCUGAAGAAGGGCAGGCUAGAAAUAUAAGAAAUUCUUAAGAAUUAAAUCCAGGGAGAAGAGUGGCACACUUGUUAAUGCACAGGCAGCGGAGAAGAGAAAGACUGCCUCAUUUCCCAUACAACACAAUACCUCAUGUCCCCCUUUUGGGUCUUCCCCCUUCUUUAACUGACUGCGUUCCUAAAACUCUUUGUAUGCCCAUCAAUUCUUUAUUUAAAGGUCUGACCUAAGCAUAUUUACAUCUAAAUAUGCACCAAGAACUACUUUUGCCUUAUUUUGUGAGUUCCAACCGCUUUCAGCUGCGAUUUUGCGUUGCCCCUUUUCUGGCUCUUGUUUACUCAAAGUGCGCUUCAUUGGCCCAUAUAUUACAUGAAUAGGUUUGUGGCAUUCAUGUCUUGCAGGCUUCAGUGCCUUGAAUGUCUCCUUGUCCCUUUAUGUGACAGGAAAAACCAGGAUACUUUCUUGUGACAAACAUGUGGCAGAAUAAAUGAUAAAUCACGCAAAUCUGCUUCAAUUGCGUAUGUAACAAAGGGACAGAAAAUGGGCUUCUCUUGUCUAUAGAAUUUGGUUUGCCUUGACAGAGAACAUCAUCUAUUAUUAGCACAGAAUAUGGGCUCCUGGGAUGUAUCACUCAUUUCUCAACGCAGCUGAGAUCUUUCCUUCUCUCCCAACCUUUGACAGAUCGGCAUAGUGGUGCAAGUGCUGAGAUCCAGAAAGAGGAAGAAAAGAAGUUCAAAGAGGUCGGUGAAGCCUUCACCAUCCUCUCUGAUCCGAAGAAGAAGGCCCGCUACGACAGUGGGCAGGAUCUGGAGGAGGACGGCAUGAAUAUGGGAGGUGAGUGCUGAGCCCAGGAGUCCAUCCCCCUUGGCUUCUUUUUCCACAAGGGAAUCUCUGGGAUGGGACGGGACAAUAUUACCAAAACCUUUGCAAUAGUUGUAGUGUGUGUUUUUCCGAAAGCAUCAGUAAUUUUUGAGUCUGAGCAUAGGAUCUGUUGGUCCCUUCUGCCUAGCAGGUCUGGCUCAAAUGACACCUGGCAAUUUUUGUAAAAGGCUUGGACAAGAGAAAAAAUUCUCAAAAAACUGCCACGCAGAGGGAAGGGAACCACGCUAUGAACAUAUUUUUAUAGACUAGUUGUGCGCACGUAAGAUGCUCACCAGGAUCUUUUUCUCACCUGCUCUUACUUUUCUUUUCCUUUUUCCAUCUCCACCUUCCCUAAAUAGAUUUUGAUGCUAAUAAUAUCUUCAAGGCGUUCUUUGGAGGGCCAGGAGGCUUCAGUUUUGAAGGUAAGUGCCAUCAGUUAAACAGAGGGAGUCCUGAGUUUGUGCAGAGAGAGGCUGUAGGCUUCAACUCUGGCCCCGCCUCUUGAAUAUCUCCAGGUCCCUGGGAAUUUGAGAAAUCCAUUAAGUUCAUGUGGACUGGUUUAGGGCCAACUCUGUGGGUAACAGAAACGUAUUUCAAUUGUAUUCCUUAAACCACACAGUUCUCCCAAAUCAUGGGUGGAAUCAAGAUUUAGGCUCCCUUGUUUGUUUGUUUUAAAAAAUAUAUCACUUAAUAUUUCAGAAAUCUCCAAGCCCAAGGCGUGUGGCCUGGAGUUCAGCUGUGGCUCCUUCCCUUUCAUUCAGCCCAUCAUUUAUCUUGUUGCCUUAACCUUUUAAGCGCUCCUUAAAUGCUUGUGAAGCAUUUGUAGUAUUUGCUGGCACAAAGUUUAUGCGGUGAUUAGACUAUGUCUAUUGAGCAUUCAUUUUGAUUUGAGGUGUUUACGUGUCUUCCCAUUAAUCAUUAGGUCAUCCCCUGUUUCUCAGUGCAUUUCCCUUCACUUUUCAAACUGCAAAAAGUUGGGGCAAGGGGGAGAGUUAAGAGAGCACCAGAGUGCUUUAAUCCGCUUUAAAUGUGCAAACCUAAAGUCCCAGUACACACUUAAAUCCCCCCCUGCAAAGUACUGACUAUCUGUAUGAACCUAAGAGACUUUUUGUUUUGUCCGUAGACUGUGGUGCCCAUCCUUCUAAGCUCUUGAGUAUCCAGAGCUGUGCUGUCGCUCAGCUUCUUGUAGGGAGGGAGCAGGAUUGUGCCCCAGAGGGAUGCCAAUUCUAAAUCCGUGUCUCUGUGUCUUUUAGCUUCUGGACCAGGGAAUUUCUUUUUCCAGUUUGGCUAAGCUGCAGAAGAGUCCCAUCUCUACCGAGACACACCUACUUUGCCAGACCUGCUUCUUUUAACCUUGAGUUAUGUUCUCCCUUCAUCACAUCUCGACGUUUCUUAGGGCCGUGGCGUUUUCUCUGUUGGAGACCUCAGUUUUUUUGUGUGUGCUUUAGAGUGUUAACGAGAAAACCAGCGCUUGAAGAGAGAAGGGGGAGGGGCAGUGAAGGAAUAUACUUUUUUGUUGUUUGUUUUAUUGUUAACUUUAUUAAAAAAACGAGAGAGAGAGAAAUAAUAAUUAAAAAAAUGAUUCCUCCAUGAUAAGUAAUUUCAGACACCCAAAGCUGCUGGGAUUGAACUGGUGGAAUUCCUCACCUUCUGAGACAGGCCUGAGACUUUUCUUAAGGACAUAACAUGCCUUCAUAUUUAUGUAAGUAAGAAGAACCUAAUGAUGAGGGGUUUUCAUGCUUCGGUUCCAUCAUCCUGGCUGUAGCCACACCAGACCAUAUAAACAAAGGUAUUCACACACUUAAGGAACACAGGCAAAUAGGGAAGUUCAUGCCACUACUAUCAGUGAUAUUCAUCUUUGGAAUAGGGAGAUGCCCCUACCCUCACUUUUCAGCACCUGCUGUUAUACUUCCAAAGAGUCUUUAAUUUGGGGGGGAGGGGCGGGGAGCUUCUUUGUUUCCAAUUUCUUGAGGACUUCAAGGAAAUGGUAAGGGCUGAUUUCACACAUAGGUGUUUGUCGUUUGGUGACGACCCCCGUAGCGCAGCUGUAAACCUGACUCCAUUGAAAAGCGUAUGGUGAAUGCCAGGUGUCAUGAAAGAUCUCUGUAUGUGUGCAUGUGUGUGUGGUUUUGGAUCUGCAGUGGCCAUUUCGCACAUGCAAAUCAUCACACGAUGUCAAGGGUCACGGUUCAUACAUGCCACAUGCAAAUCCACCCUAAGCGUCAGAACCUGUUCCUUAACCAAUGUAUGGGAUCUUCAAAACCACAUUUCCCCCCCUCGGAAAUGAUUUUUCAGAAUUGACCGACAAUAUGUACAGCCUUGGAGAAGACAAAAAUCAGUAAGCAUUUUUGGGGUGUGGGGCUUUUGGGGUAAAGAGGACUGCGGAGUUUCUGCUGGGCAGCCCUUGUAGCAUGCUGUAAAGGUGCUUGUCGUCUCCAGGCACAAAUCUUUUGUGCCGAGAGCUGAGUUCAAAAUAUUCUGCAUACAUCUUUGUAUUCGUGGAACCUCAGAUUUUGCUCAGAGCUGAGCUGUGAACCUACCCGAUGGGCUGUUUCACAAGAUGAUAAUUUGCAGUUGAAAUAGUAACAAUCAGCCACCCUGGAAUUGUUGGCUGUCUUAAAAAAACAAAGGAAAAAAAACUGUUAUCCAUGUGGUAAUUACUGUGAAUUUUGGCCACACCAAGUAACUGUGUUCAUAAUACCUCGUUUGCAGCAGUUGGCUCAUUCCUUUUCUUCGCAGUGGCAAGCCAUCUUAAGUAGGUGUUUGUCCCUUCCCUGCCCUACUCCAACUUGUGACCCGUUUUCGAUCAGUGAUAUUUUAAUUUACUGGUCCAUCUUAAGAGGUGUCCUCAGGCCUUGCGAGUUGCCUGCUACUUUAGAAGCGGGUCACCUCCUGGCAGAUGAAGGCUUAACAGUAGGUUUUACUUUGAUCCCUGGUUCCCAACCCCAGCCUCCUACUGAAGUACUUGGGAGGAGAAUCUCUCUUGGCAGAGGUGCAGUUGAUAACAGGAAGCACAUAUUGCCAGCUAGGCUGAAGGGAGGAGACAGCAAGGAAGUCAGCACCAGAACUGGGGAGCGGGAUCUAGGUGUUUCGGGUUACAUGAGGAUCUUUUCGUGUUAACACAUGGUCUUGGGAACGCCGUCUCUCUGGUUUAGGCCUGCAUGAUGUAGUUUUCAUUGAUGGGCAUGUAUUUCAUUGGCAGAGUAUACACAUCCCGAAGUCGAAUCAAGUGGGUGUUUUGACUUGCGUAUACUUGGAAUGUUAAUCACAAAAAAAUAGGACAGUUGUGUUCAAAAAUUGGCAGGAAAGGAUACGAAGCCACAAAAUUGCUCUUCAUAAUUGUCUUACGCUGAAGCAAAUUAUACAAGCAGGGUGUUGACCCUUGGUAGCCUGAUGCUACUGGACACCUGGGAAAAGUAGGACUGAAGCAUCCUCUGAAGUAUUCCCCUCCCCACCUUAGAUUCUUGGCUGAUUGAGAUCCCUUUGCCUAGAGACAGACAAUGAGGCUUCCAGGGACGUUGAUAUUUUUUCAGUGAAUGGGCUGCCUAGCCAGCUGCAGAUGGACAUCUUCUUAAAGCUUUCCUGGGAAGUCACUUCCUUCAUGUCUCCAGGCAUUUUGAAUCCUUUUGCGAUCUAAAAGCUAACAAUAGGCAGAAGUUUCUGGGACCGGACUUUGAUUGUGAAGCUGGUGAGUGCCAAUUUCAAACCAACUACUGCAGGGUUUUUGUUUUUUUCUUUUGCCUUUUUAUCGUGUGUUUCUGACUACCUGAAGGUCUGCUUCCAUUCCACUAAGGAGGCCUCAUAGGUUUUUGAUUAUAUGUUAAAAGGAGCAAGCAGGAACUGUAGGAUCUGCUGCUGAAAAUCCUCCACACCUAACGUGGCAUUUUAAACUUAUGCAUCUCAUUCUUAAGUUUAUUUUUGAGUUUAUUCGCAUUGCAUUUAAGAGCUACCAGAAUGUUUUGUUGCUGAUGGCCCCCGUAGGCUCUGCCUCGCCAUCUUUAUCUGUGUGCGACCUGAAAGUAGAGCAAGCUGGUUUCAGGUGGGGAUUGCAUUCAGAACUGGCUCGGAGGCGGGCUUGAGCUUUUCUCCCUGCUGCGCUGGCUUUGUUUUGUAAUGUGCACUUAAGCCUCAGUGGGAAGCGAGGAAAAACCAGGGGACCUUUUCCAAGUAGAGAGACCUGGGGCAGCUUCCACCUUGCUUGUGAGCCACUGCGCUCAAGGGCGAAGUUUUCUAGGAAAGCUCGCCAUUUUGCCUCGACGUUUCUAAUUCUGUUUUCCCCCACCCCAAAAGACACACACACUUUUUAUUUCUGUGCACUGCCUUAUAUUUCCUUGCAUGCACUGCAUCCUUUUUGGAACUUCCGCCUGAGAAAAGGACAGGUAAAACCAGUGCUGAAGCCAUUUGGAGCUGAGGCCAUUUAGCUAGAAAUAUUCAACAUACUCUAUUUUGCCUCCGUGUGAGGAUCUAGCCUUCCCCUGUUAAAACGUUUGUUGCAUGAUCUCUUUUAGAGCGACACCCCACUUCCCCCUCUCUCCUGGGGAUGGCUUCACACUUGGAUUAAGUAACACACUGUCCCACUUGAACUCUUUCACCUUUCCAAAAUGAAGAUGAUUAGCGGAGAACAAAAACUGGUGACUGUUUUGUUAGGCAGGAUUCAUGUGUUUAUAUGCAGAAAAUUUCAAACCAGACUGAAGCAAAAACCGUAUGCAAUUGAUAUUAACUUUAUUAUAAACUGUAUAUGAUGUACAAAAUAAAAAAUAAAACAAUCCAGAUCUCACUGGUGACUUUUGCUUCCUUGAAUAGAUUGGACACUGCUGAGGUUUCGUGUGAAUGUGGUGGUAUGAAGCUGGAUUGAAUGAGUAGCAACCGUAGAGCCCAUCCCAAGAAAUCUUUGGUGCCCAAAUUUUAAGUUAUAUGGUGUGUAGCUCAUUUUCCCUUUGCUGGCACUGAGGGUGGGAGAGGACAAAAAAAUGAUUCUUCGGGAGAGGCCUUGACCUGGUCUUCAGGUCAUUUGCAGAAGGGGAGUAUAUACUCAGGUGCUUUGGGAAAGUUGGCAUACAAAAAAAAAUU